AUGGCCACCAAGCUGGGCCUCCGUCUGGCGCCGUCCGCCUGCGGAUUGGCAGCUCGCGCGCCCGUGAUCGCAUCCAGACGGACCUUAUCAUCACUAUCAACUGCUCGUGCACCGACCGUGCCCUUACAACGGCGCGUUGCUUUGCCACGAGCAUCCUUCCAACAAAGCUUUCGCCGCAGCUAUGCUGAUGCUCCUCAAGUCCAGCUGUCGCCAGGUCCCAAGCCAAAGAAGAGGUUCAGGUUUCUCCGGUGGCUCUGGCGCAUUACUUAUCUCUCCCUGAUUGGUGGUACUGCCUAUGUUGGAUAUCAGAUCUGGGAUAUUCGGAAUCCGAACGAACAAUUUGAGCCAGACCCAACAAAGAAGACUCUUGUUGUGCUAGGUACUGGCUGGGGCGCCGUCUCCCUCCUCAAGAAGCUCGACACCGAGAACUACAAUGUCAUCGUCGUCUCUCCUCGCAACUUCUUCCUCUUCACGCCUCUGCUGCCGUCAUGUACCGUCGGAACUAUCGAGCACCGCUCCAUCAUGGAGCCCAUCCGCAACGUCCUCCGUCACAAGAGAGCAACAGUCAAAUACUUCGAAGCUGAGUGCACCAAGAUCGACUAUGAGAAAAAGGUCAUCUAUUGCAAGGACGAUUCCGAGAUCAAAGGUGACACCAUGGACGCAGAGAUCCCCUUCGACAUGCUCGUCGUGGGUGUCGGUGCUGAAAAUGCUACAUUCGGUAUUCCCGGAGUGAAGGAGCACUCUUGCUUCCUGAAAGAAGUCGGCGAUGCUCAGAAGAUCCGUAAGCAGAUCAUGGACUGCAUCGAAACAGCUGUAUUUAAGGAUCAGUCCGAUGAGGAAAUGAAGCGUCUUCUGCACAUGGUCGUCGUUGGAGGUGGUCCUACUGGUGUCGAGUUCGCUGGCGAGCUACAGGAUUUCUUCGAGCAGGAUCUACGCAAGUGGGUCCCACAGAUCAAGGACAACUUUCACGUCACCCUGGUUGAGGCUCUGCCCAACGUCCUUCCCAUGUUCUCAAAACAGCUUAUCGACUACACCGAAUCAUCCUUCAAGGAGGAGCACAUUUCGAUCCUUACCAAGACUAUGGUCAAGAAUGUCACGGACAAGUACAUCGAAGCCGAGUCUACUCAGCCCGACGGAACAAAGAAGCUUGAGAAGAUCCCCUACGGUCUCUUGGUGUGGGCCACCGGAAACGCUCUUCGUCCCGUCGUGAAGGACCUAAUGACGCAGAUCCCAGCCCAAAAGAACGCCCGCCGUGGCCUCGAGGUCAACGAAUACCUCGUCGUCGCUGCCCAGGAAGGAGCCUUCCUCGCUCGGCUGUUCAACACAAUGGCCAAGACAGAUGCUAUCGAGGAGGAUCUGCGACUCCUCAGCCAGAAACAGUCCACUGCCAAGGCUGAUGAUCGCACUCAGAUCUUUGCAGAGAUCAACGAGCUACAGAAGCAGCUGCGGAGGACGAAGCAAGUCGGACCGUUCCAGUACUCUCACCAGGGCAGCAUGGCGUACAUUGGCGCUGAGAAAGCGGUGGCUGAUGUGAGCUGGUUCAGUGGAAACAUUGCCAGCGGCGGCACUAUGACGUAUCUGUUCUGGAAGAGCGCGUAUUUGAGCAUGUGCUUUAGCAUGCGAAAUCGCGUCCUGGUCUGCGUUGACUGGGCGAAGUCGAGAUUCUUCGGUCGUGAUGUCAGUCGCGAGUAG
Cyphellophora attinorum is the source of this 1692-nucleotide messenger RNA. Its product is annotated as External alternative NADH-ubiquinone oxido, mitochondrial. The record is from RefSeq and is a predicted model, not a curated record. The coding region runs from base 1 to 1692 and encodes 563 amino acids. NCBI's taxonomy places the organism in Eukaryota, Fungi, Ascomycota, Eurotiomycetes, Chaetothyriales, Cyphellophoraceae. The transcript is spliced from 4 exons. Gene Ontology annotation, molecular function: NADH dehydrogenase activity.